GAGGGAUGAGGUUCAAAUGAAGCGGGCGUUCCUGUUUUACGGUCGUCGCUGAUGCGGUUGUUGACGUCAACCCAGACGCAAUUUGAGGGUGUAAGUAUCGUGCACGGGCACUGGAUUUCUGCCUUACACAUCCCAUCCCAUCGGGAGCGUGAUUACUGUACACAGGAGUACCUGGACCUUCCGGGCGGCAGAAGCUGUCGUUAGCUUUGGUUUUGUUUGAGUUACCCACAUUCCCACAGUUAAAGCAACUCUAAGACUUAUAUUUUCCUCCUGCCGAGUUCACGAGUCCUUUGAACUUCUCAGAGACGCAAGAGGUUCUGGCUGAACGAAGAAAAUGAAGACGUCACUCCUCCGUAUGGUCCACAACCUCCUCCUCUUUCCAGCGAUGAUGGCCUUUCUGGUCUUCAUCCAGCCUGCCUUGUUGUUCUUCAGGUUCUCUCGAUGGGUAUCGCGCUUGCUGGGAUUCAUAUGCGACAGUGCAUGGGACCGAGCCGUGGUCAUAACGGGAGCAUCGUCUGGAAUCGGUGAGCACACAGCGUACGAGUUUGCAAGACUGGGGGCUAAGCUCUUGAUCGUCGCCAGGCGGGAGGAGAGACUAAGUGUGGUAGGAGAGAGGUGCCGACGGCUAGGGGCGAAGAAGGUGGUCUGCAUGGGCGUGGACGUAACGGACGACCAGCAGUGCAAGGCUAUGGUGGAAAGAGCUGUGGCUGAGCUGGGUGGGGUUGACUUCUUGGUGAACAAUGCAGCUGUGGCCGAAAAUGUGCUGUUUAAAGAUAUAAAAGGUGUCGAGGCCAUGACGAAGGAGGUGGAUGUGACUUUCUGGGGAAGCGUCUAUCCCACACACUACGCGCUGCCUUAUCUGAUGAAGAGCGAAGUUGGGAGGAUCGUAGUGGUGGGCUCCAUGCUAUCUUUCAUUCCUUAUCCCAGGCUGAGCAUGUACGUGGCAGCCAAGCACGCGCUCCUUGGACUGUACGACAGCAUAGCCGUUGAGCUCCGUGGGAAGAUAGGUGGUGUCACCUUCGUUGCCCCAGGAUGGAUAGAGUCAGAGAUGACGUCCGGUAAGUUCCUCGAGGGUGAUGAGGGAAAGGUUGUUCGCGACGAGGAAGCGCGGGACGAAGUCGUUGGGCCCGCCAUUGUCACCCCUGUGAGGGAAUGCGCGAAAGCGAUUGUCGACGGAGCUUUGCAUCGUGAACACUAUGUCUACGUUCCUUAUUACUACUCGCCUCUGAUGUAUUACAGAUUGUUUGCUUGGGAGGUUAUUGAGUCCGUGUUCCACCGCAUGUUCCUUCCCCGCGAGCAUCCUCUCAGCCAGAAGCUUGUCCGGUGGCUUGGCCGCGUUACGUACCCAUCCUCGAUUGUCGGGGAUGGAGUCAAGAAAGAGUGAGCGAGGAGGUGCGUUUGACUACACGCAUGUGCAUGCUGCCGUCUUUAGACAAAUAGAGCCGCCCCCUCAUUAAAUCCGAAGGGAAGGCAAUUUUCAGACUUGUGGUCAGGGACAAUGACCCAGGCGUUCUGUUCCUGUGAUGAGUGUGAAGACCGUGGGCUCGCUCUUUGACCGGUCCUCGGUAUCCGUUGUUAUGGGUGGAGGAGGUCUCAGUGAGGGGCAGCAGCGAUUCACUUCGUCUUUUUCUGAGCGAAGGACGGUAGAUUUGAGAGGAGGCAUUCGUGGAUCAGUCGAAGCAAUAUCUUUUUGUAGACUCGUGUAGAGCAGAUCAGAAAUGAUCUGUGACUGACGAAGAGAUUUUCCUCGUUGGGCGUGUCCUGCUUCGAUUUUGAAACUGGCCUUCCGUUGGUUUUCAUAGCUGAUCUGCUUGAUCGUACGGUCACGGAUUUUCGAGUUGCGCAUAUAUAUAUAUAUAUGUGUAUAUAUAUAAUCAAAAGAGAGCUGCCCGGUAAACCGUAGGCAGAGAGGGAGGGAGGGAGAAGAGGACAACAAACGAGGGGCUGUGUCAAACUGUUUCGUCGGAGUUUCACCGACUCGUAAGAUACAUAUAUGUAUGUAUAUCUACACCCAUAGGUUUAUUACAUCCAUAGGUUUUAUACACCCAUAGGUUUUGAUCGUUUGUAGAGGGGAACCCAAAAAAAAAAAGAUCGUCUUGAGUGUAGAGGCUUAUAAACCCACAUCCUUGUGAGUUCUAGGCUAACGGCCUUGGCGUGUGUGGGGUGCUUGCUUGUUUUUUUGGGUCGAUUUUUGGACGAGUGUGGCUUUGUUUCCAGUUCAAACCAACACAGAUUUUGGACGUUUCUGAGUCUAGAGGAGGUGUACAUACCCAUACUAGGCCUUCUGACGUUUCUGAGUCCAGAGGAGGAGGUUUAUAUGCCCAUACUAGGCCUUCUGAAUACCAGACGGUCUUGACGGGUGUCGCUGGCUUGCUUGUUUUUAUUUUUGAAUGUCGGAGGGGUGUGCAUUUGUUUCCCAGUUCAGCCACGAUGUUCGUAUCUGUAGUAGGCGUCCAAAUUGGUCAUCAAUGAUUACUAUAUUUUGGUAGCGUCAAUGUAUAUUUAGUCUGUGUUGUCGGGUGUUAGUGAGUGUGUGACUGUUGCCAUAGUUGCUCCCCUACGAUUCCUCUCCCCGCCCUCCCGCCCGCAUCCCAAAUAAUUUUGAUAGCGCUUUCACGACGCUUUUCGAUCCGAUUGUUGGACGAAGCUCUAUGGAGGGCAUGACUGUGAUAGGUGAAGUUGCCGGGUAUUCUCCUCUUAAGUUUCUUUUCUACGUGAAGUUCGCGAGUACUCUUCUCUGAAGUUUCCUUUCUACUGCGCAUUUGUGCAAGCCUUAGAACGUGGGAAACGUUCGUGUACCAGCGCUCGAGACGCU
Molecule: messenger RNA, 2815 nt
Organism: Chara braunii
Lineage: Eukaryota; Viridiplantae; Streptophyta; Charophyceae; Charales; Characeae
Source: the annotation of a GenBank genome assembly